Drosophila yakuba is the source of this 5588-nucleotide messenger RNA. It is a transcript of the gene GABA-B-R1, whose product is annotated as gamma-aminobutyric acid type B receptor subunit 1. Gene Ontology annotation, molecular function: G protein-coupled GABA receptor activity. Gene Ontology annotation, cellular component: membrane; G protein-coupled receptor heterodimeric complex. The record is from RefSeq and is a predicted model, not a curated record. Bases 1056 to 3584 code for a protein of 842 amino acids. Lineage: Eukaryota; Metazoa; Arthropoda; Insecta; Diptera; Drosophilidae. Gene Ontology annotation, biological process: gamma-aminobutyric acid signaling pathway; G protein-coupled receptor signaling pathway. The transcript has 16 exons.
AUGGAGUUCCAGUCGUCGGAUACAUGUGGAACACAACGAACACAGCAGAAGCCUCUCGCGUCUCAUCCCCCGAAUACAAUGCGAAAAAGUCUGUACAAAAAAUAGACAAAUAAAGAGCAGGAGCGAAAACACCACUCUGUGCAUAAAAUAUAACUCCCGGAGAACUGAAUACCUGCAAAAAAUACGCGUUAAAUGGAAUUACGGUGCGGGAAUUGAUAAAGUGAAGUGUGUUACAGCUAGAGAGCAAGUGAAACAAAACGAAUACAUUAAUAAUUCAUGCCCCUCAGAGUCAGAGUCAGAAGCUUACUAGUUUGAUAAGAAAUUCAACGUAAAUCUGAUAUAAUGUAGAAAAGUGGUACAAAGAAAUAUACACAGCAUAUACCAUAUAGCAUAUAGCACAGAACACUGAACAUAGAACAUAGAACACACCGCAAACUCAAACAAAGUUGACAAAAAAAGCUCACGCCCCUCACGUCUCAGUUUUUUCUCGGAUUAUUUGUGAAAGUGCAACAAACACAUAUAAAAAACAGGGAGGAGAGGGCACAGCAAAAAAUAGAAAAAACAGUGACGGCAGGACCUGCAAAGGAAUUGCCAUCAUUUGGGGAUUACGGAAUUAUCGGGAUCCGUUCUCAUUAAAAUGGAUUUAAGGCAAUGCCAAUGUGCUGAGCUGCAUUUGUGCAUGGGAUUGGGAUUAUCGAUUGUAAUGCGCAGUCAUCAAAUUAUGUUUGAACAACGCCGCCGCAACAGCGAUAAUAGCAACAACAUAAACAACAAACACUGAAUUGGCCCCUGACCCCCUUUGUCAGCCCCCCCUCCAUCCAGCACCCCCUACGCCCCUGCCCACGCAAAAGGAGCAGCGAAAGAGAAGAAGCGUCUUAUGAAACAAUUGAAGCACCGGCCAAAGGAGCAAAGGAGCAGACAAAGACAGAGACAAAAACAACGGCAAAGGAUAAAGCGGAGAACGAGAAGAAGAGGAAGCAGUAGUAGCAAAGCAGGAAACAACAACAACAAAAACAACCGCAACAUCGCAUUUUUAAACGGCAAUACGCAAAGAUAUGACAAGUGAUGGUGCUGUUACGUUUUGGAUAUUUUUGCUUUGUUUGAUCGCCUCGCCGCACCUGCAAGGGGGCGUGGCCGGGAGGCCCGAUGAGCUGCACAUCGGCGGCAUCUUUCCGAUAGCCGGCAAAGGAGGAUGGCAGGGCGGACAGGCGUGCAUGCCUGCCGCAAGACUGGCGUUGGAUGAUGUCAACAAGCAGCCGAAUCUGCUGCCGGGCUUCAAGCUCAUCCUGCACAGCAACGACAGCGAGUGUGAGCCUGGUUUGGGCGCCAGCGUGAUGUACAAUCUGCUCUAUAAUAAACCGCAAAAGCUGAUGCUGCUGGCAGGAUGCAGCACGGUCUGCACCACUGUAGCCGAGGCUGCCAAAAUGUGGAAUCUAAUUGUGCUCUGCUACGGGGCCUCGAGCCCGGCUCUGUCGGAUCGCAAGCGGUUUCCCACUCUAUUCCGCACCCAUCCAUCGGCCACGGUGCACAAUCCCACGCGCAUCAAGCUGAUGAAGAAGUUCGGCUGGUCACGGGUGGCCAUUCUACAACAGGCGGAGGAGGUCUUUAUAUCGACCGUGGAGGAUCUCGAGAAUCGAUGCAUGGAGGCUGGCGUUGAAAUCGUAACUAGACAAUCAUUUCUAUCCGAUCCAACAGACGCCGUGCGCAAUUUGCGACGCCAGGAUGCACGCAUCAUUGUGGGACUCUUCUACGUGGUGGCCGCCAGGAGGGUUCUCUGCGAGAUGUACAAGCAGCAGCUGUAUGGGCGAGCUCAUGUAUGGUUCUUCAUUGGCUGGUACGAAGACAACUGGUACGAGGUCAAUCUGAAGGCAGAGGGCAUCACCUGCACUGUUGAGCAAAUGCGCAUUGCUGCCGAGGGACAUCUGACGACAGAAGCACUCAUGUGGAAUCAGAACAAUCAGACAACUAUAUCCGGAAUGACUGCAGAGGAAUUUCGACAUCGACUGAAUCAGGCGCUAAUCGAAGAGGGUUACGACAUCAAUCACGAUCGCUAUCCGGAGGGCUAUCAGGAGGCACCCCUGGCCUACGAUGCAGUGUGGAGUGUGGCUUUGGCCUUCAACAAAACCAUGGAACGAUUGACGAGCGGAAAGAAAUCUCUGAGGGACUUUACCUAUACGGACAAGGAAAUUGCCGAUGAAAUAUACGCUGCCAUGAACUCCACACAGUUUCUGGGUGUAUCUGGCGUGGUGGCAUUCAGUUCUCAAGGCGAUCGUAUUGCUCUUACUCAGAUCGAACAGAUGAUAGACGGCAAGUACGAGAAAUUGGGAUACUACGACACUCAGUUGGAUAACCUAUCCUGGUUGAAUACUGAACAGUGGAUUGGUGGCAAGGUUCCUCAAGAUCGCACAAUUGUCACCCAUGUUCUACGCACUGUGUCCUUGCCAUUAUUUGUGUGCAUGUGCACAAUAUCCAGUUGUGGCAUAUUCGUUGCCUUCGCCUUGAUCAUCUUUAAUAUAUGGAAUAAGCAUAGAAGAGUAAUACAAUCCUCGCAUCCCGUUUGCAAUACGAUCAUGUUAUUUGGUGUCAUCAUCUGUCUAAUAUCUGUCAUCUUACUGGGUAUCGACGGACGCUUUGUCAGCCCCGAGGAAUAUCCACAGAUUUGUCAAGCGCGGGCUUGGUUACUAUCCACCGGUUUUACACUAGCAUACGGUGCUAUGUUCAGCAAGGUCUGGCGUGUGCAUCGCUUUACAACAAAAGCAAAAACUGACCCAAAGAAAAAAGUGGAACCUUGGAAGCUAUACACCAUGGUUUCGGGGCUCUUAUCAAUAGAUUUAGUGAUAUUACUCUCAUGGCAGAUCUUUGAUCCGCUGCAGCGUUAUCUCGAAACAUUCCCACUCGAAGAUCCAGUAUCUACUACUGAUGAUAUUAAAAUACGUCCAGAGCUUGAGCAUUGUGAAAGUCAACGCAACUCCAUGUGGUUGGGUCUUGUAUAUGGCUUCAAGGGGCUAAUCCUGGUGUUUGGUCUGUUUUUGGCCUACGAGACACGCUCCAUUAAAGUGAAACAGAUCAACGAUUCGCGUUAUGUGGGCAUGAGCAUCUACAACGUGGUGGUCCUCUGCCUGAUAACUGCUCCGGUGGGCAUGGUCAUUGCAUCGCAACAGGACGCGUCCUUUGCCUUCGUUGCUCUAGCUGUGAUAUUCUGUUGUUUCCUAAGCAUGCUGCUGAUAUUUGUGCCAAAGGUCAUUGAGGUCAUACGUCAUCCCAAGGAUAAGGCCGAAUCGAAAUACAAUCCCGAUUCAGCCAUUUCGAAGGAGGAUGAAGAACGCUAUCAGAAACUUGUUACAGAAAACGAGGAAUUGCAACGAUUAAUAACACAGAAGGAGGAAAAGAUUCGAGUCCUGCGACAGCGGCUGGUGGAGCGGGGCGACGCCAAGGGCACAGAACUGAAUGGUGCAACAGGUGCCGCCCCCGCAGGUGCCGUGGCGACCACUUCGCAGCCCGCCUCCCUCAUCAACUCAUCCGCACAUGCCACGCCUGCAGCCACACUCGCAAUCACACAAGAUACUCAUGAGCAUCGUACAUGAAAAAACUUGUCAAUUUCCUUUGCGUGAUAGGUGAAUUAUACAAAAGAUAUGAAAUGCAAAUAAUGAUGCUAAAGGAAGAUGGAUUUAAACAAACACGUACUUAAAGAACUUUGUAUCAACUUUAAGCUGAGCUAAAUAAGUGAAUUGGUAGCAGCAAUUUUGUAGAAUAAUGAAAUAUGUAUUGUACCUUAAACGUGUUUAGCAUUAACAUUGAAAACGAAGUAAUUUUAACUUAAAAGAAAACAAAAAAUCGACACUAGCAUCUAAACUAAGCGAAUUGUUAGGCUUUAAAGUUGCAACUCAGAAACCAAAAAUUCUAGCAAAUCAAGAAAAUCCUGUAAAAAACGAUCGUGUUAAAGUUAGUAAUUUUUAAAUGCAGAAAGGGAAGAGUAAUUGUUGUUUUUUCUUGUUUAGUAAAUACUGUUCUUGGGUUAGACGAAUUAUCUUUUUAAACCUCAUUUGCUCAGCGCUGUCUCCUAGAGCUCUCUAUACUUAAUUAUAAUAAAUCUGCAUAGAUGAAAAUUCCCCAAAAGGCGGCCUUCUCCUGAUUCUUAGUUUUUAUUUACUUCUUUUUUCUGAACCAGGUCGCGGCAAUACAAACCAAACUCCUAGACUCCGGGAAUCAAACCAUGGAACUCUGUCCUUCUCGACAGGAUAAUCGGUUUGGUUCCCAAUAUGUUAGCUAAGUUAGCUUUAGGCACUUUGAAUAGAUCCAUGUGUGUAUGUGAGGUGUAAAUGUGCACUCGAUAAAAGUUUUAAUAGUUUACAUUUCAGCAAAUCGUAAAGAGCACAAAUCGAAUGACAAGUCUAGCAAAUAUUAGAUAAUGAAGGGAUAUGUAUACAUUUAGCUUAGACUAGUGUAGCAUCAAAAGUUAAUAUAUUACAUUAUGGAUGGGUUGAGUGCUCAAGAAACGUUUUAAUUUUUAUGUACUGUUAUACAUAGACAAAUUAAAUGGUAAUGAGAAAUUUUUGAACCUACUGUAAGUUCUAAAAUCGCAUUUAUAAAGUAUAUAUAUUAUACACCGGAACCGAGGAGAGACCGAGCAUAAUUGAGGACGUCGUUAUAUAGGAAUUGACUUUAUUUAAACUAAUACUAAACUGAACCCUAUUGACAAAUGAUUAACUUACUCACUUGCAUAACAUACUAUCACUCACUCACCCUUCAACGAAAUCGAAUCUUUUCAAUUCAAUUCAAACUCACUCACAUCCAAGUAAAACGGAAUUAUAUAAAAAAAAAACAUCACAAAAAGUGCUAUAAGAAACAUACAUAGACAACAUCAAAUUCCUACGAAAUGAAAGACUUUAAAAUCUAAGCCGUUAAAAAAAUGGAAAACCAAGCAAAAGAAAUGAAUACUAUACACACGAUAAACCAUGAUUAUAUAUAAAUAUUGAAAUAUAUAUGAAAUUUACACAUGGCGAAGAACAUCUCUAGUACAUUGAUAUUUGUUAAGAGUCGUUGGAAUUUGUAGUUUAAUUGGAUUGUAUUUCAUACACAUAUAGGGAACGCUGUUAGGGUAGACGUGUAACUCGAGAUCAUGUAUAUUGUAUAUAGAGCAUUUAGCUGCGCCUCCUAAAAACACAAAAACAUAGAAGAGCCACAACGGCAACCAAAUCUACAAAUGCAACAAGUAAUCGACAUUUAUUUUCGAAUCCGAAUCAAUUAUUUGCUUUUGUCCUCAAAUCACAGCCGAAAGAAGAACUUCUAGCAAAGUAAGACACAGUUUAGCCAAGCUAAUUGUUGUAUAAAUACGAGUAAAUAGAAAAAGCAAAGGUUAAAUAAAUCCAGAAUUAUUUCAAAGGAAAACACAAAAAAGUGAAAUUCUACUGUUAGUGACAAAAUAAAUAUGAACCACGACAAAUGGUAGCAAUAUGCAGGAAAAAACAAAAGGUCAAAGUAAUGAAAAACUCGGUAUGUUCUUAUGAAUGUAACACUAACGAAUUAAUUUAAAGUUUAAUAAAACGGAAUAAAUGAGAAUUUUACUGAAUAAAAAACACAAAACAGAA